This is a messenger RNA of Podarcis lilfordi (Lilford's wall lizard), 2421 nucleotides long. NCBI's taxonomy places the organism in Eukaryota, Metazoa, Chordata, Lepidosauria, Squamata, Lacertidae. The record is from the annotation of a GenBank genome assembly.
AUGAAAGGAAUUCAGAGGCUGUGGAAUUGCAGAAAGGGAAUCAUCCAGUGCCUUUUCAUGAUGUUUUCUUGGAAGGCAGUUUCUGGGCAGAUCCACUACUCCAUUCCAGAAGAGAUGCACAAAGGCUCUUCCGUGGGGAAUAUUGCAAAGGACCUGGGAAUGGAUGGCAAGCAACUCCCAGACCAUGGACUCCGAAUUGUUUCCCCUGUAGGUAUGAUUCAGUACUUUUCUUUGAAUGCCAACAAUGGCCAUUUGCAGAUAUCUGAGAGAAUAGAUAGAGAGGAAAUCUGCAGAGAGGCAGAGAAAUGUAUGUUAAAGUUUCAGGUUCUUGUUGAAAGCAAAUUGAAGCUUUAUGGAAUUGAAGUGGAAAUUACGGAUAUAAAUGAUAAUGCUCCCCACUUCCCUCUAUGGGAACAGGAGCUGGAAAUCAAUGAGGCAUCUAUGCCUGGAUUCCAGAUCCCUCUACCCAAAGCUCAAGAUCCAGAUUGGGGGAUAAAUUCCGUGCAGAGCUAUCAACUCACAGGCAGUAGCAAUUUUGCUUUGCAUGUGCAAACAAAAGAAAAUGGUGCCAGACUUGUUGAACUUGUGUUGGAAAAGUCACUGGACCGAGAGGAACAAUCAGCUUACAAUUUGCUUCUCACAGCUACUGAUGGAGGUGAUCCUAUCAGGUCUGGCACAUUACAAAUCCACAUUGUUGUUAUUGAUGCAAAUGACAAUGCACCAGUUUUCAGCCACCCUCUCUAUGAAGUGAGUAUCAAUGAGAAUAUUCCCAAGUGGUCCACACUUUUGACAGUGAGAGCAACUGAUAUGGAUGAAGGAAUCAAUGGAGACAUUAAAUACUCUUUCCAAGAAAUUACAAAGCGCGACUCCCAAAUGUUUCUGUUAAAUUCCACAACAGGGGAAAUCAUCCUUAUUGGGAAUCUUGAUUAUGAGGAAUCAUCUUUAUAUGCAUUUGAGAUACAAGCCAAAGAUGGAGGAGGCCUGAGUGACAGAUCAAAAGUUGUGAUAUCAGUUACAGAUCUGAAUGACAAUGCACCUCAACUAUCAGUUACCUUUGCCACCAACACCAUACUUGAAAGUUCACCAUCCCAAACGGUAAUUGCCAUAUUAAAUGUCCAAGACAGAGAUUCAGGAAUCAAUGGGGAAAUCACAUGUUCAAUCCCUAGCAACCUCCCUUUCCAGCUAAAGAAGUCCAUGGAUAACUUUUACAGUUUGGUGACUGAUGGUGCCCUUGAUAGGGAACAGGUGUCAGUCUUCAAUAUUACUGUCACUGUUACUGACCAUGGAGUCCCCCCUCUUUCUACAGUCACAGUUAUCACACUUCAUGUUUUAGACACAAAUGACAACCCACCCCUCUUUGAAAAAACAGACUAUACUUUCUAUUUUGUUGAGAAUAACCAAAGAGGAGCGAUGGUCUCUUCCUUAAAAGCAAAUGAUCUUGACUGGGAAGAAAAUGCCAGAAUAACAUAUUCCAUCACUGAUGACCAAAGAAGUGACUCCCGCCUCUCCUCCUACCUCUCCAUUAACUCUGAGACGGGGGUUAUAUAUGCUCUGACCUCCUUUGAUUAUGAAGACUUUCGAGACAUUCGGUUCCGUGUAAAGGCUCAGGAUGGAGGUGCUCCACCACUCAGCUCCAAUGUCUCAGUGACACUCUUCAUCCUUGAUCAGAAUGACAACGCUCCCCAAAUCCUGUACCCCUCCCCUCCCACCGACGGCUCCACAGGGAUAGAGCUGGCCCCUCGCUCCUCUGAGCCAGGCUACCUGGUCACUAAGGUGGUGGCCGUGGAUGCGGACUCUGGCCAGAAUGCCUGGCUCUCCUACCAGCUGAUCAAGGCCACUGAGCCAGGGCUCUUCACUCUGGGGCUCCACACAGGAGAGAUCAGGACGGCCCGCUUCUUUCUGGAGAAAGAUGCCCUCAAGCAAAGCCUGGUGGUUUUAGUGAAGGACAAUGGGCAGCCACCUCUCUCUGCUUCAGCCACUCUGACUGUGGUGCUGGCUGACACCAUCCCUGCAGUCCUCUCAGACCUGAGCAGCAUCUCAGCUCCUGUAGAUCCUCCGUCUGACCUCACCUUCUACCUGGUCCUUGCAGUGGCUUUUGUCUCUUGCUUGUUCUUCACUUUCCUCCUUGUGUUAUUGGCCAUCAAGUUGCACAGUUGGAGAAAUUCUCAGCUGCUUGAGUCAGGGAGUGUGAAUUUCAGUGGCGCUCCUAUCUCACAGUUUGUGGGGAUUGACGGAGUCCGAGCAUUUCUGCACUCCUACUGCCAGGAGGUUUCUCUCACUACAGACUCUAGAAAGGCAAAUUAUUCCAAUACUCUGAGCAGUAAAGAAGCUUGUGAAGCGAAGGAUCCAAUCCUACCUGGUGAAGAUUUAAACUUGAACAAUGAAGGCUUAAUCGUAGUCCAGGUGAGCAAACAAUAUUAG